AUGUUUCCACGUUUCCACUUUCGAUUUAUCUUAAUUUGGGCAGUUUUAUUAGUACAUUUUGCAGAAACGUACCGGAAUUCUAAUUCAUGUGUUGGGCCUUUCAACAAACGAUGUCUGUACUCCGAUUUCCGCUGCUUUAUUUCUGUUGUAGACACUUGUGAUGUUGAAAGCUCACUUGUGUCGACCUUAGAGGACUGGAAAUUCAACGAUGAAAACGUGCUUCUUGACGAAUUUCCUAUUGAUCCAGUACAAGAUAAUUAUGUUCGUCAAGUAAGAAACGUUGUGUUUUCUAUAACGCCACCUGUCCCCUUACGCACGGAGGCGACAUUAGUUGCUACAUCAGACGAUGUGUUGGUGAAUAUUUUGGAUCUUGACCCGGUUGUCAUUCGCAGUAGAGAAUUCACUGACUUUGUGAGUGGCACUGUUAAUUUGCAUGGAGCUGUACCAUUGACCCACAGAUAUGGUGGUCACCAGUUUGGAAGCUGGGCGGGUCAGCUUGGGGACGGACGCGCUGUCAUGUUGGGAGAAUAUAUAAAUAGUAAUGGAGAAAGAUGGGAACUUCAGUUGAAGGGGUCGGGACUGACCCCAUACUCUCGCCGUGGUGACGGUCGGGCCGUGAUACGCUCGUCUGUUCGGGAGUUUCUAUGCAGCGAAGCUCUUUAUCACCUUGGUGUGCCCACGAGUCGAGCUGCCUCCUUAGUGGUCAGUCAGGACCCUGUCACUCGUGACCAGUUUUACGACGGCCACCCUCAGACGGAGCGAGCAGCUAUAGUACUACGUGUUUCACAAUCGUGGUUCAGAUUCGGAUCUCUAGAAAUCCUGGCACGAAGCAGAGAAAUUGAUUUACUGAGACAGCUCACUGAUUUUAUCAUCAAAAUGUAUUUUUUAGACAUCGACCAACACUCGCCUGACAGAUAUUUGGAGUUAUAUAGUACAAUAGUGGAACAAACCGCCGCCAUGAUUGUCACGUGGCAAGCUGUUGGGUUCACGCACGGGGUCUGCAACACGGACAAUUUCAGCAUCCUUUCCCAGACUAUUGAUUUCGGACCGUUUGGGUUUCUAGAAGAGUACAACCCAGCAUUUGUUCCUAACACUUCAGACGACGAGGGCCGAUAUAGUUAUGAAAGACAACCAGAUGUUGGUUUUUAUAACCUAGAUAAACUUCGACUUGCUCUUCAGCCAUUACUGACCACAGGUCAGGCCAAACAGAUGACGGUAAUACUCAAAGGGUACAUAGAUAUUUACAAAGCGAAGUUCAUGAAUAUUUUCAGAAGAAAAAUAGGGUUAUCGAAGUAUAUGGAGGAUGAUGAACAGAUCAUUGCAGUAUUGCUGAAAAUGAUGGAAGAAACUAAAGCAGAUUUUACAAUGUCAUUUCGACAGUUAUCAGAGCUAAAUAUCAAUGAUUUGGAGAGAGUUAUGUUGUUACCAGACACCAGAGCAUGGGCGUUGAAAAAGCUAGCCUCUCACGAUUGGUUUAUUGCGUGGGUUAAAAUGUACAAGGCAGCGCUAGCGAGCCAGAACGUGUCCGAAUCAAACAGACGAAAGAUCAUGAAGUCGACCAAUCCGCGAUAUGUACUCAGGAACUGGAUAGCACAAAAAGCCAUUACUAAAGCGGAAGACGGUGACUUUAGCGAGGUUGUCAAGGUGUUACGAGUAUUGGAAAGGCCUUUUGAUGUUCAGGAGGAAGCCGAGACCAAUGGAUUUGCUUCCUCCCCUCCUGAGUGGGCAAAGGCACUCCGGGUCAGUUGCUCAUCGUGAAUUGUUUGUUGACGCUCCAACAGUGGAUCCAUUUAUUGAUAUUUGUCUAUAAAACAUAUAUUUAUUACCGUAACAAUAUCUAGUUUUUAAUCAAUUAUAAUUGGGAUGUAUACUAGAAGAUCUUUCCAUCAGAUAUAGUAUGAGGAGGAACAAGGAUGUUUGUGAAAAAAACAUACAAGGGAUUAACACCUUUUAAUACAAAUUAAGAUAGGAUAGGUUAGAGCCAAACAAAGAACAAAACUGCAUCAUACAACUGUUUCGUCCAUCCAGGGCUCACUAGUGAUGCGUAGUGCCUAAAUUUAAAAUCUAAGUGUCGACAGAGGAACGUGAUCUAAAGAACUGUCAGAAUAUAGAUGGGAAGGUGCACUAGCCCCAUAAUUCAAUACAUUUCGUAAAAGUUGUUUUGCUGG
Ylistrum balloti is the source of this 2168-nucleotide messenger RNA. Its product is annotated as protein adenylyltransferase SelO-like. The transcript is spliced from 2 exons. Lineage: Eukaryota; Metazoa; Mollusca; Bivalvia; Pectinida; Pectinidae. The record is from RefSeq and is a predicted model, not a curated record. Bases 1 to 1758 code for a protein of 585 amino acids.